CGUCGCGUCCUUGCGGAUUGUAAAACGACCUGGUUCGCGUCUCCGUUAUCCGCGAUAUAGUGCGUUUUCCUCGUACGUUUCUUGUUGCGCUCGUUACGUGUUCCCGCUUCCGAAUGCAUCGUCACUGAAGUGAACCCUCAGCGCUCGCGGCCUGGAGCGUAGCGUACCAGCUUUCGCCACGCGUCCCAGAAUUACAUCGUGACGCGCGCUGACGACACAUCAAAAAUGGCAGAUUCUGCGCCCAGCAAGGCCGACAUCGAGGAAAUAUUCAAGAGGCUGCGAGCUAUCCCGACUAACAAGACAUGUUUCGAUUGCAAUGCAAAGAAUCCAGCAUGGGCCAGUGUAACAUACGGCGUGUUCUUGUGCAUUGACUGCUCGGCGGUGCAUCGUAGUCUGGGAGUUCAUCUCACCUUUGUCAGAUCCACCCAACUUGACACAAACUGGACAUGGCUGCAGCUGAGGAAUAUGCAGCUGGGUGGUAAUGCUAAUGCUAGAAAAUUUUUUGCACAACAAAACUGUACCAUGAACGACGCCCAACAGAAGUAUAAAUCGCGUGCGGCUAUGCUGUAUAGGGAGAAAUUGAGUCAGGCAUCUGCCCAAGCGAUGCGUCGUUAUAACACAAAGGUCUCCCUUCCUACAUCAAAAAAUAAAACAAUGUUGCAUUUAGAAGACGGCACAGAAAUUGUGUCAGAAGAAAUGAACGAGCCAGAUUUUUUCAAACAACAUGAGAAUUUAGAUUUGCUCCAGAACGAAAUGAUAAUUCCGACAGAAGAAAAGGCAUUCCUCACAUCUAAUACAGUGCCAAGCAAUGACAGAAACAAUACAGAAAAAAGUGCAUCGGAAGUUACCUCUAAUUCCCUGGGACCUUCUGUAAAACUUUUUGAUUCUACCUCAAACAAUCUGCAGUCUGAAAGAAAAUCUACUAUAGGCGGUAGAACAGGUCAAUCCAAACGUCCUGGUGGAUUAGGGAAGAAAACUGGGAGUUUAGGUGCUCAAAGGGUUAAAACUAAUUUUGAUGAACUAGAGAAAAGCGUUGCAGAAGCACAUAAACUGGCACAAGAAAAGAAUAAAGAAGUAACAAAGGAAGAACAAGAGGAACUCGCUACUCGUCUAGCUCAGCGGUACGAACACAAUUUGACUCAACAGGCCAAGAAGGUGGAAGAGAGAGCGAAGCAUCUGGAUCCGUCAAAAGCCUCACAGGUGGAACGUCUUGGAAUGGGAUUUAAUGCACGAAGUGGUGCAACUCACUCCGCCCUUGGGGACAUGAAGACAAUAACGCAGGAAUCGAAAGGAGUAGUGACAUCAAUGGAGGUGCUUUCUGGAGAAACAGAAUCUUUCUUUACUUUAGAUGAAUUUUAUUCGGUUUACGCUAACAGCAAACCGUCUUCGCGCAAUGACGAAAUUGUGGUCGUAGCAGAACCGGAACCGCCUAAACGAUUAGGCCCUUCCACUCGAAGCAUAAUUACGAAGAGCGAUACAAAAAUCUCAUCUAUUAUAGAAGGCGGCGAAGCUCAGAAGAAAUUUGGUAGCGCUAAGGCUAUCAGUUCGGAGCAAUAUUUUCAAGACAGUACUUCCGAUAAUGCGUGGGAACGUAAGAAUAAUUUACGGCGAUUCGAGGGCUCAUCCAGCAUCUCAUCGGCCGAUUAUUUUGGCGAAAACUCUCCAACCUCAUCCACAUCCUCGUUAUCCAUGCGUUUGACUGCGGGAAGAGCCGGAGUUGUAGAUCUCGAUGAUGUCCGAGAGAGCGUACGUCAAGGAGUAAACAAGGUUGCUGGGAGACUCAGCUCGCUCGCGAACGCGGCAGUUUCUUCUAUACAGGAUCGUUAUGGACUCUAAAUGAAAUCUAUCGCAUUUUAUGAGAACUGUUAUACUACUUAUUCGGACCCAGUUUUGUCCAUUGUUCAGAGUUGUAAAUAAAAGCUAUUAAUUG
Molecule: messenger RNA, 1930 nt
Organism: Atta colombica
Lineage: Eukaryota; Metazoa; Arthropoda; Insecta; Hymenoptera; Formicidae
Gene: ArfGAP3
Product: ADP-ribosylation factor GTPase-activating protein 2
Exons: 10
Coding region: 226-1836 (536 amino acids)
Biological process (GO): COPI coating of Golgi vesicle
Molecular function (GO): GTPase activator activity
Source: RefSeq, a predicted model, not a curated record